Drosophila grimshawi is the source of this 115-nucleotide messenger RNA. RefSeq lists its product as uncharacterized. NCBI's taxonomy places the organism in Eukaryota, Metazoa, Arthropoda, Insecta, Diptera, Drosophilidae. Bases 8 to 115 code for a protein of 35 amino acids. The record is from RefSeq and is a predicted model, not a curated record. The transcript has a single exon.
CAACUUGAUGGAAAUUUCUAUAGACGUUCUCAUUUUCAUUUUUUACACAUUUUUGAUUCUUUAUUUGCAACACUUUGUCAACAGAUACGCGGAGUUUGUGCGCAUGUUCGAGUAA